AAAGCGGGGGCGAGCCAGUGAGUGAGCGAGCGGCAGCGCAUGCUUCAUGAAUGAGUCCCUCUCUACAGCACUGAGACCCUCAGCCUGCACCCUGAUGCCAGUGUGGGUGCGCUGACCCCCGGGGAACAGUAGAGGAACCAGCCGCUGAUGAUCCCGGACAGUGAACGGCUCGGCCCGGUGCUACAGGACCGUUUCAUCCCUCCAGGAACAACACGACAGGACAAGGCACGAUGCUUGAUGGACUCCGGCGGAGGCAUGCCUCCCGGCCCUCCACCAGACCCCUGUCACUCAACUUCAGCACCUUCUCUGCCCCUCCCCCAAGCCCAGACAUGGACAGCAGCAGUGAGCAUCCAAUCAGGAGGACUCUGCACCGGCUGAAGCUGAUGAGCUCCCCAAGCCUCAGUGAGCUGGGGAAGAGUGAGAAAAGUUCUCCGGAGGAAAGAGGAGAGAAGCAGAAGAAGGGAGGAUCAAACGCCACCUGGAACAGCAUCCACAACGCUGUCAUAGCAGUCUUCCAGAAGAAAGGCUUGGCCGAUAACGAACUCUACGUCCUCAACGAAGGUGUCCGGCAUCUGUUGAAGACUGAGCUGGGGUUCUUCUUCACAGAAUACCUUCAGAACCAGCUGCUGACAAAAGGCAUGGUCAUCCUUCGGGACAAAAUAAGGUUUUAUGAAGGUCAGAAGUUACUUGACUCUCUGGCAGAGACUUGGGACUUCUUCUUCUGUGAUGUUCUGUCGAUGCUGCAGGCCAUCUUCCAUCCGGUCCAGGGUAAGGAGCCCUCUGUCCGACAGCUAGCUUUGCUUCACUUCAGGAACACCAUAGUCCUGAGCGUAAAGUUGGAGGACGCCCUGUCUCGACCUCGGGCCCGUGUUCCCCCCUCUGUUACACAGAUGCUGCUUAUUCUACAGGGGGUCCAUGAGUCGCGUGGUGUAAAUGAGGAAUACCUGAGGCUGGAGUCUCUGAUUCAGAAGGUGGUCUCGCCCUACCUGGGCACACACGGGCUUUACUCUGAAGACGGGGCUGAGUCUCAUUGCUGUGUUCUGGAGAAGCGUUCACCGUGGGGCUGGUCAAAGUCUACAGAUCAACCGUCUAAAAACCCUGUGGUACGAUCCAAAAGCUACAAUAUCCCUCUGCUGCUGACCCCUGUGGCUGAGUAUGACCCAGAUGCCAGCUCUGUUGGCAGUGGAGGAAUUCGGCGCCACUCGGCCUGCGAGAUUAUAACAUGCCUGGAGGAACAAGGACUGGCUUACGCUGACUUGGCCUCCGGAUCUGAACUGUCUGGCCCCUCCUCCAACAGGCUGUGUGUGGGCUCUCAGUUCAAUGGUAUUGUACAAGCGGGAGCGGGUGCCAUGGCCUUGCCUCUUUCGUCUGCCUCUAUCCAUCUCCUUCAUUCCUCAGGAGCUCUGCACGGCACUGAGGCUACAACAACAAUGACUGAUCUCAGUAAAGGUGCAUCAUCCUCGCCGCCCAGUGAAUCAUCCAGCCCUGAAACCAUUAUUGGACAAGUGCUAGACUCUGCAGACUCAGACUCAGAUGGGAUAUUUAUUGAUUUCCCACCUCACUCCUCAGAGGCUAUGGGGUACUGCCGUGACAGCAGGCAGAGCACUGUGUAGCUGUGGCUGCUUUAAGAACACACCCCUCCUCCAGUGUAUACGCUGAUAAUCUGGAAGACAGAUUAAAGAAUAAUUACAAGAACAUUUCAUUAAAUUGGUACCAUCUUCCGUUCUUAUUAGUCCAUUCCAAGUGCUUUCAAUGGUGAAUGAAAACCUUGCAACUCUAAAGUUUCAACUAUUCAUCCAACAAAAAACUAAGCAAAUCCCAGUGGAAUUAUUAUUAUCAAUGCUCUAAAAUGUUUGACCAAGUUUUGAAUUUGGGAUAUAGUUGCGACUUUAUCCAAGCUCUUUAUCCUGAGAUUUCCAAUGUUUUCAUUAACACAAAAUACGUUGCAUUAAGUUCCUAAGGGAUAAAUCUGGUGAUAUUCUAUAAUUUUCUUAUUGUCAACAACUCUCUGAAAUGAACAGCAAUGAAUGAAUCUCAGAAAGAUUUCUUCUGAAGACAAAUCCUAAUUUAUCAUGUUCCACUGCCAGACCUCCAUCUUGUCCAAAAAUACUAAAAACACAUGAAUGUGCCAUACAGUUGCACUAACCUGUUACCUGAUUUGAAUAAAAACGGGCACUUAAGUUUAUAAUGACUCAAUCAAACAUUAAAUUUGCUGGUACUGUAAAAACUCACUAGAUCAUCAGAUGUGAAUUAAUCUGUGGCUGAAAGAUGUCCCCAAAAAAUGCACUAUUAACUUAACUACAGUGCAGAAUUACUCAGCUUUUGUGACGCAUUUUAGAAAAUGUAUGUCUUAAAAAGAACAAGAUUUGUUGACAAUAUACAAACGAUAAUAAUAUCCUUUAACUCAAAGAGAAGCAAGAAAAUCUUUAACUGAAUUUAACAUCAUCAUUAGAGUUAUGAGGUUUUCAAACAGCAUCAGUUUCUUGCCUCUACUAAUAAGAUGGCCACCAUUUACAUGGAAAAGUGACAGAAACGUUACAUAUUUAUCAUGGAUUGUUUUGUAUGUGUAUUUUAUACAUUCUGUUUACGCUUUGUUGUCUGCUUUUAGCAGUAACAGUAAUGAGGUCUUCUGCUCUCUCUUUUGUACGACAUCUUAUGAAAAUGUUGACUUUUGGAUUAUUUGUAUUGGCGGUCAUAGAGGUUUAAUGCAAACUUCUUAUCUUAGAACAGACAUCAGUGUGACAACAUUUGCUUUUCUGUAUUAGCUCCCUACAGCCGGACUUUGAGGAAUGAUGAUGUUUAUUGUUUACAUUUGAUAAAGACAUGAACAUUUUGACUGAAUGUCGUCUCACACACUGUAUUUUGCACCACCACUAUGUUGUAAAUAGAAAUGCAUUGUUGUUUUUUAGAACAGCUUGAUAGUGUAAAGUGAGCUUUUACCUUUAAAUGACUUGAGAUUUUAAUAAGGGCUUUUUAUCUGAAUCUUUUUCAAACAAUGUUUUACCUCAAGCGUUUUGUACUUUACUUUUUUUGACAAUCUAUGAUGUCUUCGGAGUUGUACUUUGUAUUCAUUUGUUAUACUAGCCCAGUAAAAAAAUAAAUACAUUUGAAAAGUAU
Molecule: messenger RNA, 3117 nt
Organism: Trematomus bernacchii (emerald rockcod)
Lineage: Eukaryota; Metazoa; Chordata; Actinopteri; Perciformes; Nototheniidae
Gene: prr5a
Product: proline rich 5a (renal)
Exons: 11
Coding region: 231-1613 (460 amino acids)
Biological process (GO): TORC2 signaling
Cellular component (GO): TORC2 complex
Source: RefSeq, a predicted model, not a curated record